Messenger RNA from Ogataea philodendri, 1680 nucleotides. RefSeq lists its product as uncharacterized. The transcript has a single exon. The record is from RefSeq and is a predicted model, not a curated record. The coding region runs from base 1 to 1680 and encodes 559 amino acids. NCBI's taxonomy places the organism in Eukaryota, Fungi, Ascomycota, Pichiomycetes, Pichiales, Pichiaceae.
AUGACUGACUUCCAGCCUACAUAUUUCGGAAAAUUCGUCAACACUACUGAAGAUCCUGAGCUCUUUGCUACCUACAAGCCUAAGAUCGAGGCGUACAAGGCAAGACUGGCUGCCGGUGUGUUGCCUGAAUACGCGCUGCCAACCGAUCUCCUGCCGCAAAAGCUUGGCGUAGAUGCAACAUUGAUCGCUACCAAGCAUCUGUCUGAUUCUGAACUCAAGAUCGUCGACACCCCGGCCUACAUUCUUGUGGAUGAAAUUGCAUCUGGAAAACUGACCUCCGUGGAAGUUUUCAAGGCGUACGCAAAAACCGCUACGGCUGCUCAUCAGCUGACUAAUUGCGCAAUGGAGCUUUUUGUGGACGAAGGACUCAAGCGGGCUGAAGAAUUGGAUGCAUAUUACAAGAAAACAGGUAAGACAGUCGGCCCGUUGCACGGUGUUCCAAUCUCUCUCAAGGAGCACUACAACUACAAAGGUAGAAUCACUCACGGUGCCACUGUCGGGAUGAUCGACAAUGUGACGGAGGGAUUCUGCUCUUUGCUGGAAUUGCUGUACAAUGCCGGUGCCGUUUUCUAUGUGCGUACCACGGAACCACAGAGCUUGAUGCAUCUGUGCUCCAACAACAACAUCACCGGGCUGUGCAAAAAUCCAGCCAACACUGCCUUGACCACUGGUGGAUCGAGUUCUGGUGAAGGCGCUAUUGUCACUUUGAAGGGGUCUGCGAUGGGUGUUGGAUCGGAUAUUGGUGGUUCCAUUCGUGCUCCUGCUGCCUUCUGUGGAUGUUGGGGCUUGAGACCUACACAGAAGAGAGUCACCGAGCUGGACCUCACUACCAACACUUUGGGUGCUCCUGAGGCCGUUGUUGCAGUUUUGGGACCUUUGGCACGGUGUGCACAGGACCUUGACUUGUUUAUGAAGGUCCAAGCCGAUUCCAAGCCUUGGGAAAACGACCCAACCAUCAUUCCUUUGCCUUGGAGAACGGUUGCCGCUCCUGCUACCAAAGAUCUGAAGGUUGCAAUCAUGUACGACGACGGUGUGGUGAAACCUACUCCGCCAAUUCUCAGAGGACUCAAAGUUGCGGCCGAGAAGCUCAAGGCCGCUGGUGCCACCGUUGUUGAAUGGGAGUCCUUUGGUGUUGAGGAAUUGGUAGCUACUGUCAACUGCAUGUACAACUCCAACGGAAACACCGCGCAGAAAAAGAGUUUCGCAAAGUCUGGUGAGCCAUUGCAGGAGCUGACAAAGAUCGCCCUGUCCUUUGGUAAGGGAGACGAGAUGCUAACCGCUUUGGAAGAACACAUGUUGGUCUACACCAGAGAAACUUAUCGGGUGAAGUACCACAAUAAAAUGAAGGAGCUAGGAAUUGACUUCAUUCUUUCGCCAACCUAUGCGUCUGUUGCCGCCAAACCAGAGACCAUUCAUUACUGGGGCUACACCAGUUUGUGGAACAUUUUGGACUUUCCAAAUGUAAUCUUCCCGACCGGAUUGAGAUGUGAUCCUUCAUUGGAUGCUCCUGAUAAGAGCUACCAACCAAGAAGCGAGCUAGAAAAGUACGAAUAUGAGCUGUACGACGACGCGGAAAACUUUAAAGGUGCUCCAAUCUCGCUCCAGUUGACCGGAAAGAGAUGGUUUGACGAGGAAGUCGUCAAGGCGUCCGAAAUUAUACAUAAAAUUAUUUCACAAUAG